AUGAAAAAGCUGGGAAAAUUGAUUAGCGCUGAACAACAACUUUGUUUCACACACGCAAUCCACUUGGCGGUUCUUGAUGUAAUGUACAAGAAGAAGUCCAAACAACCAAAAAAGGAAGAAAGGAACGUCAGUGAGGACAACAAUGAGGACAACAAUGAGGACAACAGCGAGGACAACAGUGCGGACAACAGCGAGAACGAGAGUGAUUACGAGAGUGAGGACGAGAACGAAGACGGUGGUGUAGUGAUCGACGAGAAAGAAGACGAGGAAACCAAUUUAAGUUGCAGUGAACUCGCGAAAACAAUAAAAAAAGUACGAACAGUAGUUCGCCGUUUUAAAAGGUUUGCAAAGAAGAACGAAGUCCAUCUUCAAAAGUACGUAAACGCUGAGUUUCCGGGGAAAGAUCUUGUUCUUCUUCCUGACGUCAAAACCAGAUGGAAAAGUUUAGUGACGAUGCUGGAAAGGUUUUGA
Parnassius apollo (apollo) is the source of this 471-nucleotide messenger RNA. The record is from the annotation of a GenBank genome assembly. Lineage: Eukaryota; Metazoa; Arthropoda; Insecta; Lepidoptera; Papilionidae.